ACUAGACUCCCAUGCCGGUGAGACAAUCAGCCGCCAAGCAGAAGAUUUUGCCCAUUUCGCCGGCAUCUCUAAUUUCUUUCCCUGCACCUCUCAAUCAAUAUGAAACCCUAAUUUUUUUUUCUUUUUUCGAUGGAUUGGAUUUCAAUCCACUUUCUUCAUCAUCAUCACGACCACUGAAAACCUAGCUUUUCGUUCUACGCUCUAUGGAGGCGCGUCGAACCUCUCGAAUCCCCAUCGAUCCUAAAGUGCGCCAGGUAGGGUUUUUUGCCCCCGGUGCACUGCGGGAUCGCUCACAGUCUGGUCCCCUUGGGUUCUCGUCGUCGCCUCCAGUCUCCAACAUCUCGCCGGCGGGAAACUCCCUCUCACCAGUCAUGAUCCCACCGCCGCGUCACGCAUCCGACAACUUUGUACUGUCGCGGCCCCUUGCAGUGCCGGUUUCGGCUUCGACGUUUCGGCCGCCGGCGGUGGAAGAUCGCAUGGCGGUUGGGAGCUACGACGCUUCGGAGUUGCUUCUCGGGACGUCGGCGUCCAGCAGGAUCGGAGACGGGGAGUUCUCCGAGGACUAUUCGGUUUUUUUUCGCCGGAGCAGUUCGGGGAAGUUUGCUUCGUCUUUGCCGAGCGGUGGGUUUGAUUCGACGGCGAUGAAAAUUAAUCCUCCUGCGGUGGUUCCAGCCGUAAAAAAACCUGCCGCAAAAAAACCUGCCGCAGUGAUUGAAAAGAGUGGAGGAGCAGUUGCAGAAAUGCAAAAUGAAUUGGCAACAAGCUCAAAACCAUUGAAAGAGAAAACUACAAAGGCUGAAAGACGUGCCCUUCAGGAGUCUCAACGAGCAGCAAAAGCUGCUGCAAAAGAUCCGAAUUCUGGAGGAAAUAAACCAGCUGCUGCUUCUGGGGCUGCAACUCCAAUGAAAGAAAAGGCAAGUAAAGCUGUGAAGCAGGUUCCAUCUUCUGUUGCUGCUUCUGACAAAAAAGGAGGUGAGCGGAUUCCAGAAAAAGAUAAGAAGAAAGAUGUUCCUCCUCCUCGCAUGCAAUUUGACGACAAGAACAGGGUGGAAAAGGCUAAAAGGCGUGCAGUGGUCAAACCAACUGAAGCUAGAAACAGAGUUGAACUGUUCCGGCAUUUGCCUCAAUAUGAACAUGGAACCCAGCUCCCCAAACUUGAGUCAAAAUUUUUUCAACUUGAUCCAGUGCAUCCUGCUGUUCAAAAGGUUGGAUUCCAGUAUUUGGCAGGAGAUAUAGUUGGGGGUAAUGCUCGUUGCAUUGCAAUGCUUCGAGCAUUUCAGGAAGCCAUUAAAGACUACUUCAUGCCACCUGAAAAAACUCUAGCGAGAGAUUUAACCGCAAAAAUUAGCAGUUAUGUUUCAUUUUUGAAUGAAUGCAGGCCCCUUUCAAUCAGCAUGGGAAAUUCAAUCAGAUUCCUAAAGAACAGGAUUGCCAAGUUACCUUUAACUGUGUCUGAAUCAGAGGCAAAAGAUGCUCUUUAUUCAGAUAUAGAUCGUUUCAUUAAUGAGAAGAUAGUACUUGCAGACAAGGUGAUAGUCAGACAUGCUGCAACAAAGAUCAGGGAUGGAGAUGUUCUUCUCACGUAUGGUUUCUCAUGUGUUGUCGAGAUGACCAUGUUAUAUGCUCAUGAACUUGGGAGACAGUUCCGUGUUGUGGUAGUAGACUCACAUCCAAAAUUUGAAGGCCAAGCAUUACUUCGUAGGCUGGUGGAAAAGGGCCUGAGUUGUUCAUAUACUCAUAUAAAUGCUGUUUCUUAUAUCAUGCAUGAAGUAACACGAGUUUUUCUGGGGGCUGCCUCUAUAUUUUCUAAUGGAACUGUGUACUCAAGGGUUGGAACUGCUUGUGUUGCCAUGGUUGCUCAUGCAUUUCGUGUUCCUGUGUUAAUUUGUUGCGAAGCAUAUAAAUUUCAUGAAAGGGUACAGCUUGACUCCAUUUGUUCAAAUGAACUUGGUGACCCGGAUGUUAUUUCAAAGGUUGCAGGACGAGCAGAUGUGAAUUAUUUGGAUAAUUGGCGUGACAAGGAAAAUCUUCAACUUUUGAAUUUAAUCUAUGAUGCUACUCCUUCAGAUUAUGUCUCUAUGAUUAUCACUGAUUAUGGCAUGGUCCCACCCACAAGUGUGCCUGUCAUUGUGCGUGAAUACCGAGAGCAUUUGUGGAUAUAAAAGGACCGCACAGGAGCUCUUUAUACUUCUAAGUUGGUACUUGAAUCCAUAUUACAGGCCAGUGAUCAAAUACAUACAGGAUAAUAAUGGAAGAGUGUCUUUCAACACUUGGGUCACUUCUCUAAUCAUUCUUUAUGUUUGAUAACAAUAUUUAUGAUGUCAAAUGGGUCAACAUGUUAUAUUCUUGGUGACGAGACCCAAAGAAGAGUGCGAACUGGUCGCCUCUCUGGGCAGUUUUGGGUGACACGCUAUUAUAUCUCGUCUUUUUGAAUGCUUUCUUACACAGAAUUUUUUGGUCAUAGUUUUACAAGUUUAUUCAAAUGGAUGCAGCAAAUAUAUAUUUAGAUUGCUAGGACGGUCUGUUAAUAGGAAGUGAUAAUUUGCAAUUCUCAGGGCUCUGUACGAAUAAAAGAACACUCCUUCCUGAGUCUCAGCUCUCCUCUCUCUCAGGGUCUUGUAAUAUAGAGUGAAAAACAACCCCUGCACAUUUUGUAUGUGGUUCAAGUCAUUGUGAAACAUAAGAUUUAUUUAACAGAACCAUCUACUGAAAAUGACAUGGCUUUUUCAGUCUCU
Molecule: messenger RNA, 2735 nt
Organism: Vitis riparia (riverbank grape)
Lineage: Eukaryota; Viridiplantae; Streptophyta; Magnoliopsida; Vitales; Vitaceae
Product: translation initiation factor eIF-2B subunit delta-like
Exons: 7
Coding region: 204-2162 (652 amino acids)
Source: RefSeq, a predicted model, not a curated record